This is a messenger RNA of Wallemia mellicola CBS 633.66, 3654 nucleotides long. RefSeq names its product kinase-like protein. Bases 26 to 1471 code for a protein of 481 amino acids. Gene Ontology annotation, molecular function: protein serine/threonine kinase activity; ATP binding. Gene Ontology annotation, biological process: mRNA cis splicing, via spliceosome; peptidyl-threonine phosphorylation; peptidyl-serine phosphorylation. The transcript is spliced from 7 exons. The record is from RefSeq and is a predicted model, not a curated record. Lineage: Eukaryota; Fungi; Basidiomycota; Wallemiomycetes; Wallemiales; Wallemiaceae.
AGACUAUCACGACCAAGAGCAUUGUAUGACGACAGAAAAGAAAACGGAGGAGGAUGAGUACGCUUUCGAAGAGUACGACGAGCAGGAGCAGGAGAAGAGAGCGAUAGAGGAACGCAGAAAGCGUCGUGAAGCUUUACAAGCGGAAUAUGAGCGUUCUAAGAAAACAGACACACCUAGCAAUGAACUAACACCAGUAGUCGGUGAUAUAAAGGGUAAAACAGCCGAUAAUACAGAUACGAUACCAGCUGUAGAUUAUAGCGAUAAGCUCGAUAGACCGGAGAAUAAACAACCACAACGGUUUGAUACUCCUGAUGAUGACAACGAAGAUGAUAUGUUUGCACUAUCGAACGAGCACCUCACUAAGAAGCAGAAAACAACACACAAUACAACCGCAGGGUUCACAGCAGACGGUGCAACAGACCCUGAAGGAUAUUACGCCACAACACUCGGUGAAAAACUCGAUAAUGGUCGUUAUUUGGUAUUCGCUAUGCUCGGUUCAGGGAUGUUCUCUACCGUCGUCAGAGUGAAGGACAGUAAAGCAGAUGACAAAGAGUACGCAGUCAAGAUUAUCCGUUCGCAGGAAUCUAUGUAUAAAGCAGCCCAGAAGGAGAUUACACUCCUCGAGAGACUAAAGGAACUAGACGAGGAUGAUAAAAAACACGUUAUACGACUCGAACGAACGUUCGAACAUCGUGGACAUCUUUGCAUAGUCUUUGAAAACCUUAGUAUGAAUUUGAGAGAAAUACUCAAAAAAUUUGGCGCAAAUGUCGGUAUCAACAUAAAAGCAGUCAGAGCGUAUGCUCACCAAAUGCUUCUUGCGUUGAGUUUACUGAAAAAAGCCAACCUGAUGCAUGCUGACCUUAAACCAGACAAUAUAUUGGUUAGUGAAAACAAAGCUCAUUUGAAAGUAUGUGACCUCGGUAGCGCAGCUGAUGUCAGUGAGGGCGAUAUAACGCCGUACCUUGUCUCCAGAUUCUAUCGAGCACCUGAAAUAAUAUUGGGUUUACCUUACGACACAGCAAUUGAUAUGUGGAGUAUCGGGUGUACUUUAUACGAAAUGUAUACUGGUCAGAUUCUUUUCGCCGGCAGAAGCAACAAUGAAAUGCUCAAGAAAAUGAUGGAACUAAAGGGCAAGUUCAAUCACAAGUUAAUCAAGAAGGGCGUAUUUGGAGUGCGGAAACAAGAAAAUCAUGGUCACUUCACCGAACAUUUUGAGUUCAUUUCAUCAGAAUGGGAUAAAAUUACCCAACAGCAGAUUGAAAAACCUAUAGCGAUAUCUAAACCUGUUAAGGAUCUGCGAGCGAGACUUAUUCCAUCAAUUAAUGAACAGAAACACAUGAAAGAGGAUGAAAUCAAGUCAUUACAGUCGUUUGUCGACUUGCUAGAUAAGAUGUUAGCAUUAGAUCCACUCAAGCGGAUAUCAGUAAAGGAUGCACUCUCACAUCCCUUUUUCCAUACGAUUAAUUUAUAAUUAUUUAUAAAAGAAAUAAAGAUGCAUAUUUUUAGUUGUACGGGCAGUCAGUCUAUCUAAGAUGAUACAAUUAUGCCAAGACUUCUUCAGUUUCUUCGAUGAUCUCAUCGAUCCAUUCUUCGACAGUUGUGUCAUCUUUACCUUGGUUGGAUGAUUUCUGCUCUGAUUGGAUUUGUUCAAGUGAUGCACGGCAACGUUUACGCCAUUCAUUCCAUUGAUCAACAAGUCUCUUACGUUGAGUUAAUAAUUCUGCACUAACGUUGGACUCUUCAGCAGCAUCCUCAUCUUCGAAUAUACGAGAGUAUUCUCUGAGAUUCUUUCUAAUCUUCUUUUGUUCAUCCUUUGGUAAAAGUGUCUUUGGUCUAGGUCUCCAUAAGAAUUGUUUGAAGUUCUCAACUGAAGCCUUCGUCAAUUCUUGUCCCUUGAUAUCCCAAACGGCGUAACCAUUUUCAAGUUGAUGUCUCCAGACUGAUGCUGAAGCUGCUAUGAAUCUACCAGAUGGAUCCCAUUCGAUAUCUGUAAUACCGUAGAAUUCUGCAUUAGCAAUUUGUUGAAUUUCUUCCUUCUUUUCAUCAGCUGCGUAAUCGGCGUCCCAGAAUUCCAAAUCGAAUUUAGAUUGUGAUCCAAUUGUAGCCAAUAUGAGAUGUCUACCUCUUGGACUCCAGUGAAUAGUGUUGACAGAUUUAUUUUCAAGUGUCUUCAACAAUUUGAAUACACCCUUUGCUUUAUCAAGUUGGUAGAAGCUAGCAGCUGUCUUGAGUGUAACACCAGGUGCUAAUUGUUGAUUUGCAGUUGUAUCUGGUUGAGUAAUUAUAGCGAAUCUUUCACCUUUUGGUUCCCAUGCGAAGAAUGUAACAAGAUCUUUGAGUUCGACGACUUCAACUGGAUAAUCCUUCUCACGAACUCUAAAUAUUUCCAAAUUACAAAACAUAGACUUCUUUGUCUUGGUAUGACGAUGUACUUGAACACAUAAGAAAUCACCAUGGUUGUGCCAGUUUAAUUUAGCAUUUGAAACGUUGAAUAAGUUCUUCGAUCUUAAAACUUGUCUAGAUGGGAAUGAAAGGAGUGUUACUCUUGCAGGUUGAUUCUCAACUUCAGGUGUCCAAUAUGCUAACAUAUUUUCACGUGUACCCUUGUUGUUAGCUGACGCGAUUGCGUCCUUGUCUCCCCAUGGACACCAAUCGAAAUCAACAACACCUGGUAUCUUCAAUGACUUCUUAUCAACUAAUCCCAUAUCAGGUACACCAUAAAUAGAGAUUUGUUGACCUGGAACUAAUCUUGCGAUGUAUUUUUCAUCACCAGACCACUUGAUAUGUGGCCAAGGCAUUUUACCUGGAGUUGUAGGGAAUGUACGCAGCAAAUCACCAGUCUUGAUGUUCCAAACAGCUAAUGAGUUACCUUGAUCAUCUUCACUGAAUGGGCAAACAGUCGAAGAACCAGGUUGUGGUAAAACUAUAGGCUCAUUUGACCAGGUGACAAAGUAGUUUUCUUUUGGUGAGAAGUCAACUAAUUUAACAUUUGGAUGAGCAAAUCUGCAAACUUCAUUCAAGGCAGGACCACCGUGGAGCAUGACACCUUGACGGUGUAAGGUAGCAAUAUAGGUACCUUCUGGGGAGAAAGUGAUGUAGCUGUUUGUCCAGUUGUUCUUGGUUUGAACUACCUGUGGAGCACCUGAGCGGUUGUGGUAGUUCAAAUUAACUUGAUCAUUUUGGAAGGUAAUGAAUUGAUCUCUACCUUGGCUAUCUGAUAACCAAGAACGGAGGUGAUCUUUUGGCUUGUAUUCUUGAAUAGUUGGUUGGACGAAUUGAUCUGAAGCAUUUAAAUAUUGGUCAAUUUCUGAGAACUUGUUUAUCAAGAAAGUGUGCUUUGAAUCAAAUGGUGCGUUGUCUAAUCUAGCUAUCAAGUUUGUAGCUUCUUGUGAGUUUUUGAGUGUUAAGAAGAUAUAACCUUGACCUUUUCCUUCAGUCAUUGGCAUAUAAAACUGAUCAUCCUCUACUUCAAUUUGUGCUUUACCGGAGAAGGUCUUCCUCAAAGCCUUGAACAACUUUGGCAUCUUAUCCUCGCCGACCUCUGGCAUUCCAUCGAGCACGACGAUAGAGUCUAAGUGGUUUAAGUCUUCUAAUUGAUGCUUUUUGUAUAUAUCACUAAAAUCAAUUUCCUCUACUGACAUGAUGGGAAGGAGA